UCAACUUAUUCAAAAAAAAUUCUGCAGUGCCGGAUGGCGUCGGGUAGGUGAAAAGUGUAGGAGUCGAGAAACUUCAUGAUAGUAAAUAACGACGUUACUGUAUUUCUGUCUUAGCUACCAGAAACCCACACUACGAAACUGUCAUUUUUCAUUCAAACAUGCCUCGGAAAAAGCCAUUCAGCACCAAACAGAAGAAGAAACAGAUGCAAGUGAAACGGGAAAGAAAGAGAGGUGAGCCAGGCUCAGGGCCCAGCAGCCGUAAUGCCAGUGUGGAGCGGGGGAUGGACAGGGAGAGGCAGUCGGACACCUCAGAUAGCGAAACCACAGAUGUCAGGAGGUUAAACCAGCAGCCCGGCAUCAGGGAGGGCAGAUACGAUCCCAAUAGGUUCCGUCUGCACUUUGAGAAGGAGAGCAGAGAGGAGGUGGAGAGGAGGAAGAAGCUUGCCAGAGAGAAGGUUCUGAACCAGAUGUUAGACAAAGACCUGGAGGUUGACAUCAACGACAUCUACCCCACUGAAAAAGGUCUUGAGUUUCCGCGGCGACCUCCGUGGAACUAUGGGAUGAAUCGUGAGGAGCUGCUGAAGAAAGAAGAGAAGUCAUACCGGGAAUAUCUGAACGACCUGCACUCCAGAAACCCACCUGGAUCCCUCAGCCACUUUGAGCACAACCUGGAGACGUGGAGACAGUUGUGGAGAGUGUUGGAGAUGUCCGAUGUGAUCCUGCUCAUCGUGGACAUCAGGCACCCGGUGCUGCAGUUUCCCCCAGCGCUGUACCACUACAUCACUGGGGAGCUGCAGAAGCAGGUGGUGAUGGUGCUGAACAAAGCUGACCUGUGUCCCCCUCCCCUGGUGCUGGCCUGGACACACUACCUCCAUACACAGUUCCCCCACCUCCACUGUGUCUGCUUCACAUCACACCCCGGCCAGCCAUACAGCACAGUGCUCCAGAAGAAGAGGAUGAGAAAAAAGGGUACAUGUGGGUGGGGACAUGCUGGAGGCCCUACCCACAUCCUGAAGGCGUGUCAGGAAAUCACAGCAGGAAAAGUGGACCUGUCCAGCUGGGAGAAGAAGAUCCAGAGAGAUGCGGUUGCUAUGGGACCAGAGGGAGAGCAGUCAGAGGAGGGGGCGGACUCUGUGCUAGUGGAGCACCAGAGUGAUGUUGCCAUGGAGAUGAGCAGCCCCUCCCAGGAGCUGUAUAAAGAUGGCGUACUCACGCUGGGCUGUAUAGGCUUCCCUAACGUAGGGAAGUCAUCAGUAUUGAACAGUCUGGUAGGUAGGAAGGUGGUGAGUGUGUCUCGAACCCCCGGCCACACCAAAUACUUCCAGACCUACUACCUCACACCCACUGUCAAACUGUGUGACUGCCCUGGACUGGUCUUCCCUUCACUAGUCAACAAACAACUACAGAUCCUAGCUGGUAUCUACCCAGUGUCUCAGCUGCAGGAGCCCUACAGUUCUGUGGGUUAUCUGUGUGAGCGGACCCCCUUCCUGUCGGUGCUCAAGCUCCGGCACCCCAGCGUGGAGGGCCCACAGCAUGCACCCAAGGGGGGGGAGAAGGAGAGGGAGCAGGGGCCCGAGCACAGCUGGACAGCCUGGGACGUGUGUGAGGCCUGGGCAGAGAGGAGGGGUUAUAAAACAGCGAAGGCAGCUCGUAACGACGUGUAUCGGGCGGCUAACAGUCUGCUGCGGCUGGCCGUUGACGGCAGGCUGUGUCUGUGCCUCAGACCACCUGCAUACAACGAUCAGAGAGAGCAGUGGGAGUCCCACCCAGACCUGGCAGAGAUCAUCGCUCUACAGGGACGGAGGGAAGAGGAGGGGGCAGGAGAGAGGGAUGAGGAGGAGGAGGGAGAGUCCAGCUCUGAGCCAGAGGAGGAGAGGGAUAGGGACGCUGAUGAUGAUGAGGAUGAUGAAGACGAAGGGUUUGGACACCCGGCAGUGAAGGAGAGGAAGGGGCCAACCAGCCUCACAGUCAACAUGUUCGAUGUCCUCCGGGAAAACGAGUGCGAGUGAGGGACAAGGGAAGAAAUAAUGAAUUUAAAAAACAAAGUGCUUGAUCUCUCCCUCUACACUCACUGCACCUUCAUUCCAUUUUCCUUUCCUUGACUUGCAUUCCUUUAACAUUCUGACUCAACUCUUCUUUCCUCUACUCUCUCUCCCCAACCCCUCCCUCUCCCAGAGGUUACUAAAAGCACUCUGAUAUUGUAAAAACAUUUCUUUCUCCAUGCUGUGCCUCUGCUCUGCUUGUACACCCAUGCAGCUGUACUUAGACUGCAUUUAGACAGGCAGCCCAAUUCUGAUCUUUUUUCUACUAAGGAUGCGAUUAGUCAAAAGAACAAUUAGUAGAAAAAAGAUCAGAAUUGGGCUGCCUGUCUAAACUAUUGUAGGAUUACAUUUGGUUUGGUUUUUUAUCAUCUUCCUGCAUGUAGGAUUUUACUAUUAUUAUUUCCCUUAAAGCUGGUAGGGGCAUUGUGGUGUAUUAAUCAUUGAUUGGUUUUCAAUCUGUUUUAUUGAUAAGUGGCCUCACAGUUGAGAUGCCAAAAGUCAGAUAAGGUCAUUAGACCCUAGAAAUGGAAUGGCUUGAACUGUGACAGGGUUAUGGAUUCCACCUCAUGUUGACGGUCACACAGUCUAAAUGGGGAUUAGACAGUGAUAAUGAUGUUAUCCACAUGGGACUACUAUUUGGCUGCCAGUGCAGAUUUAUGACAUCACUAUCUAAUCCUGGUUGAUUUCACUUUAUACGACGGUAUGAUAGUACUUCGGUAGGGUGGUGAUCCAUUCCAUGCUGCUUUCAGUGGUAAUAAUCAUCGUUGAACCCAUUUUAUAUGGUUCUACCCAAUUCAGUGUUAUAUUUUAGUGUCUACUAGGGGCAGUGAUCUUCAAUCCUGGUGCAGGAGACUCAGAGUAUUGGACUGAAACAAAAGCCUACAUACCUUGUGGGUCCCCAGGACCAGACUUGAAAACAUCUGAUUGGGUUUAAAGACCUGUUGUUGUGGACUAUAUACGUAGUGUUUGAACUACUACAGAAGAAAACAGAGCCACUCACGUGCAGCACUGUAUCAUGCAACGCUGACUGACUGACUCACUUGAGAGAGAGUUUGGCCACCAUAAAGCACUCUGAUGUUCUGAGAUAGUAUCACAUGGUUCCAUAGCAGCCAAUAUUGACCAAUACAGUAACGGUCCUGUUAAUGAUCCUAAAUUAUGCCAGCUAUGCAAACGAGCUGAGUAGCUAGAAUUUAGAACGAGAGUCUAAAUACUGGAAGAAUGGAACGACAUUAAUGUUGGUCAAACUUCCGUUUCUAUCUCUCUAUGGCUCUGUUCUAAUGUUACAAUCUGUCAGGGCUGGAUUAUAGUGUACUGUUGCCUACUGUUAUACCUCAUUGUUCCUGUUCAACUGUAUUACAUGUCACUCUGAGGGAACUACAGCACAGUGCUGUGUUACCGUGUAACAACAUGCACUGUUCUGGUCUAUACCAAUGGCACACUUAGAAAUAUACACACUAGGGCCAUUCCUUUUUCCUAUCUGUGUGACUGAUCAGGAAAAACUCUGGGCCGUAGUGUGUCUAAGCAACAAGUAGGGACCCAGCAGUUUUUCCUACCCACGUGACCAGGAAAAACUCCUGUCCCUAAUACACACCACUCUGGUUUCCGAUAUGGAGAUAGAUGUGUUAAUGCUUUUUGUUUGAAUGAUUAAAACAGACUUGUGAGUGUU
This is a messenger RNA of Salvelinus fontinalis (brook trout), 3708 nucleotides long. Its product is annotated as guanine nucleotide-binding protein-like 1. NCBI's taxonomy places the organism in Eukaryota, Metazoa, Chordata, Actinopteri, Salmoniformes, Salmonidae. Bases 159 to 2009 code for a protein of 616 amino acids. The record is from RefSeq and is a predicted model, not a curated record. The transcript has 12 exons. Gene Ontology annotation, molecular function: GTPase activity; GTP binding.